Messenger RNA from Phialemonium atrogriseum, 2307 nucleotides. Its product is annotated as CrcB-like protein-domain-containing protein. Bases 273 to 2081 code for a protein of 602 amino acids. Gene Ontology annotation, cellular component: plasma membrane. The record is from RefSeq and is a predicted model, not a curated record. The transcript is spliced from 3 exons. Gene Ontology annotation, molecular function: fluoride transmembrane transporter activity. Gene Ontology annotation, biological process: fluoride transmembrane transport. NCBI's taxonomy places the organism in Eukaryota, Fungi, Ascomycota, Sordariomycetes, Cephalothecales, Cephalothecaceae.
CAUUCCUCCUACUCACCCCCUUGCCUUCCCUUCUUAUCACGACUCAAUCGUGAAAACCGGAAACUUUGUCAAGCUCUAGGUAUCUACAGAUACCCAGUAUCAGAUUACUACCUAGAUUCUUGCUCCACCCGAUCCCGAUGCCGUUAUUUCCGGUACACUUCCGACUUCCAACGAUAUCAUUAAGGUCUGACAGCAGGCUGCCAUGCGCGCUUUAAGGCGGAAGCGCCAGUUGAGGGCCUCUCCGUAUCAAACACCAAAACCAGGGCCACACAAUGUCGCAGCAGCCCAGGGAGCAGGAGGGAAUACCUCCCCCCGGUGCCGACAGCAGCGGCAAUCCGGAUGACGAUGACGACAGCCCGUCCCCUUUCUCUUCCCCCGUCUCUCAGCAUCGCCCUGCCGACCACGAGAUACCCCGAAGCCGGUCGCGGGACUCCCGCAUCAGGAGAAACGAGCGCCGUGCGUCCAGGCCAUCGGUAGAAUACGACAUUCCCGACGCAUUCCGCAACGACGACCUGUACAUGCAACCGCCAGUCCAGAACCUGGACGGGGACGGUCUGUGGCAUGUCAACUCGCUCGAGGAUGCCGUCGACCGACGACGGAGUCUCGGCAGCCGAAGGAGCCACGGGGCUGUCAGCGAACCGUUCUCAGACGGAUACCCGGGGGCCCGCUUGUCCCGGGCGCCUUCUGCUCGAGAGUGCCGCAACGCGCGCCGGCAGUCGACUGCCGACCCGGUCGAGUACGAUGUCCCCGACGAGUAUGCCAACCUGGACGAGAUGAUGGAUGUGUCGCCGGUGCAGAAUCCCGACGAGGAUGUUAUAUACCGACACAGGAGCCUGGAACAAGUGAGGAAUCGCGGACAGGAGUACAUGCGCGAGCAGCGGCGGAGGUCGGCAUCCAUCAAGCUGGGCCCGAGGAUGGAUCGGCCAGCGCCGAGAAGGAUGCUCACAGAUAAUGAGCAGAGUGCGAGGCCCCUCAUCUCCAGGCUCGCAACCAAGGUCUACACCAUCUCGUACCUCAUCUUCUUUGCAAUCCUUGGGACGCUGGCACGAUUGGGUUUGCAAGCAUUGACCUACUACCCCGGGGCGCCAGUCAUAUUCUCGUCCAUCUGGCCCAACUUUGGCGGCAGUCUGUUCUUGGGCUUCCUUGCCGAGGAUCGCAUGCUGUUCAGAGAUGAAUGGGGCACGCCCACGUACGAGAACCUGAUCAAAAAGUCGAGACGGAAUGGCCGAGAUGAAGAGACCGGCUCGGGGUCAGAACCAGUGUCGAUAGACUUGGAAGCGGCAAAGAGGGCCUACGCAGCGACCAAGAAGACGAUACCGCUCUACAUUGGCCUGGCGACGGGGUUCUGCGGCUCGUUUACAUCAUUCUCGUCCUUCAUCCGGGACGCCUUCCUCGCUCUGUCCAACGACCUGCCCACCCCGGCCGCCGGGCCCAUCGUCUCAAGGAACGGGGGCUACUCCUUCAUGGCGCUCCUGGCCGUCAUCCUGCUCACGGUCUCGGUCAGCCUCGCCGGCCUCUUCGCCGGCGCCCACCUCGCCAUCGCUCUCGAGCCCGUCACCCCGUCCCUGCCGCACCGCCUCACGCGCAAGGUCCUCGACCGCCUCGUCGUCGUCCUCGGCCCGGGCUGCUGGGUCGGCGCCGUCCUGCUCUCGGCCCUCCCGCCGCACGACUCGUGGCGCGGCCGCGCCACCGUGGCCCUCGCCCUCGCGCCCCUCGGCUGCCUCGUCCGCUUCUACGCAUCCCUGUACCUCAACGGCCGCGUCGCGUCCUUCCCCCUCGGCACCUUCUCCGUCAACACCCUCGGCACGGCAGUCAUGGCCAUGGCGUGGGACCUCGCGCACGCGUCCGGAUCCGUCGGCGGAGGAGUGGUCGCCUGCCAGGUGCUGCAGGGCGUCGAGGACGGCUUCUGCGGCUGCCUGACGACUGUGUCCACGUGGGUGGCCGAGCUGGCGGCCCUGAGGAGGCGGCAUGCGUACGUGUACGGCUCUGUGAGCGUGCUAGCGUCGCUCGCGCUGACGGUAGCUAUUAUGGGGGGGUUGAGGUGGAGUGACGGGUUUGGGGCACUGCUUUGUACUCAUUAGAUACCCCGUUCGUGGGCGCUUGCGUCCCUUAGUACUGCUUAGGAAGUCCUUGUAUCUAGGAAGCCAGGUUGCCUAGUUGAUAUAUUCAACUUCACAUGCCGAGUUUACUGUUUGUCAGGGCAACACGAAAGCGCGCUGGUAUUGGGAAAGUGGUUGAAGUUGGCCGGGUUCUCAAGACGGUCCAGCCUGUCAAAUAGAGCGAGAACAAGCAAAUUCCGUCUAACGA